GUCAAAGCCGGGCUCGGGCCGGAGCGGGGAGCGGCGCGGCCUGAAGAGUCUGAGCCCUCAGGUGCCGAGGCGGAGGCGAAGUAGGCGUCAGGCCCCGCAGCCGCAGCCAGAGAGAGCGCAGUAGUGCGGCGGCAGUCGCGGGAAUCCCUGGGCCGCCGUCCACCUGCACAGCCGCCGCUGCCGCCGCCUCCGGAGCCGGUCUCCUGGAGAAGGAGCAGGCGGAAGACAACGGAGGGGCCGAGCGCCCAAGCCGCGCCGCGGGGACCGAGCGAGCAGCCGAAGGCGGCGGCGGCCGAGGACGGGGACGGCGACGACGCGGAGGCUGAGAGGGAGCCGCCCGACCCGGCCCAGCCCCGUGAAGCAGGCAGAGCGCAGCAGAGGCCUUUGUUGCUCGCCGUCAUGCCGUUCCCGUUUGGAAAGUCUCACAAAUCUCCAGCAGAUAUUGUGAAGAACCUGAAGGAGAGCAUGGCCGUUCUGGAAAAGCAAGACAUUUCUGACAAAAAAGCAGAAAAGGCUACUGAAGAAGUUUCAAAAAAUCUGGUUGCCAUGAAAGAAAUCCUAUAUGGCACAAAUGAAAAAGAGCCGCAGACAGAAGCAGUGGCACAACUUGCUCAAGAACUAUACAACAGUGGGCUCCUGAGCACCCUGGUAGCUGAUUUACAGCUCAUCGAUUUUGAGGGCAAAAAAGACGUGGCUCAAAUUUUCAACAAUAUUCUCAGAAGACAAAUUGGUACAAGAACUCCUACUGUUGAAUACAUCUGCACCCAACAGAAUAUUUUGUUCAUGUUAUUGAAAGGGUAUGAAUCUCCAGAAAUAGCUCUAAAUUGUGGAAUUAUGUUAAGAGAAUGCAUCAGACAUGAACCACUUGCAAAAAUCAUUUUGUGGUCAGAACAGUUUUAUGAUUUCUUCAGAUAUGUCGAAAUGUCAACAUUUGACAUAGCUUCAGAUGCAUUUGCCACAUUCAAGGAUUUACUUACAAGACAUAAGUUGCUCAGUGCAGAAUUUUUGGAACAGCAUUACGAAAGAUUCUUCAGUGAAUAUGAGAAGUUACUUCAUUCAGAAAAUUAUGUGACAAAAAGACAGUCACUCAAGCUUCUCGGUGAACUAUUAUUAGAUAGACACAACUUCACAAUUAUGACAAAAUACAUCAGUAAACCUGAAAACCUCAAAUUAAUGAUGAACCUGCUACGAGACAAAAGCCGUAACAUCCAGUUUGAGGCCUUUCACGUUUUUAAGGUAUUUGUAGCCAAUCCUAACAAGACACAGCCCAUCUUAGAUAUCCUCCUCAAGAACCAGACCAAACUCAUAGAGUUCCUCAGCAAGUUUCAGAAUGACAGGACCGAGGAUGAACAAUUUAACGAUGAGAAGACCUAUUUAGUUAAACAGAUCAGGGAUCUGAAGAGACCAGCUCAGCAAGAAGCCUAAUUUCCAAUAAACAUCUAAAAUAUUAAAUCCAAAUUCAGCAUUUGCUGUUAGCUAUUCAGCAUCAGGCACUCUUAUUGAUUCAUGAGGAACAUUACUGCUAAUCUGCUGUUAAGUGAACGGUUUUUCGUUUUUACCUUUUUUGUUUUUUUUAGUACAAGUUGGAGAACAUAGCUGCUGCUUUCUUGCACACUAGAGCACACAUGGACUUUUUCUUGAUCUUUGGGUCAUUUCAGAAUUCAAAGACUGUUUGCUAUAGGAGUUCUGAACACAGCUAGGUUCGUGAGGCAAAUGUAUAGAUGAAAGUGUGGUUCAGGGAAGAGGGCCUUGAUAUCAGAUUAAACCUAGGUGUUUGCAUUUAUCUUUGUUAAAGAGCUGAGCACAGUGUGACCUGUGCAGACCUGGCAUUCUCACGUAAGAUUGUAUGCCCUCAUUAAAGAAAGGUCGAGCAGAGCUUUAUUUGAAAUCAGAAGGGGGGCUGUAUCCAAGAUGUGAGCUUUCUGGAGGGAUAAAGAUGAAAUGCAAAGAAAUGAUAUUGAAACUUAGCAACUUCUCAAGUGUGAAGCUUCAUAAGGUCAUAAGGAAAAAUGUAUAUAUGCUUUUCACAGCUUUCUAGAAUUUUUUGAAAUUUGAUUUUCUUGAGACUUGACUUGUAAACUUGGAUAUGUUGAAGGGUAUUUGUUAAAUUUUACUUUUUGAAGGUAUUUUAAAACAGUAGAGCUAGCAAUGACACCUCACAUUUCAUUUCAACAAUGCUUCAACAGGUUUCUUUUGUAUAUAAUUCUUAAAAUGCUCAUUUCUUUUAAAUGAUUUAAUUUGUACAGCAGAGGAAUGUUAUUGUAUUAGUAUGUAUGUAACUAUUACCUAAUAUUGAGUUUUUGCAAAAAAAAAAUGAAUGCUCAUAUGUAAUUGAAAUACUUCAGAUCACAUGAAUAUGCUGAUUUAACAUUUAAGUAUCACAGCAUUAAAAGAAAAACAUCAUCCAACCCUUUGUAUUCAGUUAUCUAAUGGGGUGCCAUCAGUAGGCUGAAAUACAGACCUGGAUCUUGGUCAGCCACACUUUCCUGCAUAUUGGCCUUAUUCAUUUAAAAUUAGUCAUGAGUUUGCCAGACCUAUGAAUGAUAAAGAUUAUGCUAAAUUAAUGCUGAUUCUUUGUGUGUGUGGGAAACCUGUAGAGCACCUUUUCUUUCUUAGAGUAAUCCAGUAAAUAGUUGUGAAACUGAGUAAUUAAAAUUUUGGCUUCUCUUAGAAAAAGAAGAGUUCCUAGUGACAGGUGUCCUCUGGGGAAAUUUAUUUUUUUUAAUGUCCUGUUCCUUAAUGCUGCAAAUUAUCAGUAUUUAUAAAGUAACUGAUUUUGCACCACUUUUUUUGUUACUGUGACCACGGCAGAACAAUGUCUCCUAGAAUAUAUCUAUCUAAAGUCAUUAGAAUGGGAUCUGUUCAUCUUAGUGAUACUAAGAUCUCAACUAACAACUUACAAAUCAGAAUUUGCCAGUUCAAACUCAGCAUGGCUGCAGCUGAUUAAAAAAUUUAUAUAAUUAUUUUUUGCUAGCCUCUCUUACUGAUUGAAAUUAUUUAUCAGCCAGCAAAAUGAGACUACCAAUUGAUGUUUCAGCAGGUUUUAAUACCUCCUUAAAGGAACACCAGUUAAAAAACAGUUAUAGAAAAUGUAAGUAUAUUUUGUUCUAUUUAAUUAAAAUGGCAGUCUACAUUAUGAUUGGUUUUCCUGAGGCUGUCUUUACAAGAAUCUGUGUAAAAUAAUUCAUGUUUUUCUAUUGGAAGAAGACAAAACAAUUAAUCUUGUUGAAAAGAAGAUAUCUAAGAUGUUUAGAAAGGCAGACUUGGCCAUGAUGUAAUGUUCUAGUUCUUGUGGUCUAGUGCUGUGUAUUUGGAUUUAGUGUGAGACCGUUAAUUACACCAAGUGGAAGAAAUGUUUCUUUGCCAAGCUAGUUCUUAGAACUUUAAACAACAAAACAGCUUCCACUUCAGCAAUGAUGUCGUAGCACUAAAGCCUUUUAUAGGGAAGACAGUGAGAGGGUGCAGUUUGUCAAAAACAUUGAUUUGUUAUGGGCAUCUGGAGAUAGUUAAGACUUUUGAGUUUUAAACAAUGUGAAUAAGUUCAAAAAAGUUGAAAAGUUGCAUUUGAGGUUAUGAUCAUUUAAUGUAUUCAUAUUAGCAAAACUCUUAUACUGGAAGUGGUUUCUUUUCUCACUUUAAAGGUUUAAUUUUACAUAGACAGUUAUUUGACGUGAUUUUUAACCCUUUAAAAAAAAAAAAAAGGUGGAUAUGUAUACAAUUGUAACAAUGCCAUGAAAGCAUUUUAUUUCUCCUGAGGAAAAGUGAAUUUCUUAUCAGAAAAUCUGGCUGGCCCUGUAAUUUAAAUUAAAAUAAAAUUUUGGAGAAACAGCA
Molecule: messenger RNA, 3831 nt
Organism: Choloepus didactylus (southern two-toed sloth)
Lineage: Eukaryota; Metazoa; Chordata; Mammalia; Pilosa; Megalonychidae
Gene: CAB39
Product: calcium binding protein 39
Exons: 9
Coding region: 400-1425 (341 amino acids)
Biological process (GO): intracellular signal transduction
Molecular function (GO): protein serine/threonine kinase activator activity
Source: RefSeq, a predicted model, not a curated record